GAGACACCCGUUUCAAUAAAGGAAAAUCGAUCACGUUCUCAGUCGUUUUCAUAUGACACACGACCUCACAUACUGCCUCAAGAUAAUCAGGAAAGGAGUGCCAAUAUACAACGAUCGCAAUUUCCUGGUCAAGAUAUUCGACAUCAGACGCAGCAUCCACAAAAUCGUUCUUUGCAAGAAUUCCAAGAGAACAUCCAGAUUUCGGAGCGUACAAAGUGGGAACAAAACUUGGAUUUUGAGGCGUUCGAUGCGACCAACAACAAUGUUUCGUCAUCUUCAUUUCGACCUAGUAGAAGACAUACUGUCUCCAGCACAAACUCCACGUACAAACAAAACUCUAACACAGCUACGAAUAAUGCGCACCGACAAAUGCCGAUGAAUUUGAUAUUUACGCCCUAUCAACCACGGCCUCCAAUACAACCGCAGUCAUUGCCGAUCGAUACGAAUCAAUCUGUUGCUCCACCUGGUCAACUAAUGCUUUCUCCGGUCUCAAAUAUUCCAUCAGGGAUGGCAAACCUAUUAACGCAAAUACCCGAGGAAUCCACGGCGAAUUUAAAUGAUUCACUUCAAUUUAUAAAUUUCACUCAUACACCUUCAUUUCAAUCCGGACAAACACAAUCUAAACAACCUUCCAUUACAAGAGUAAGACCGUCGCCUCACAAACGCAAAUCCAAAGGGGCACUGGAUUUCAUUCUAAAUACAUCAGGUGAAUCAAAUCAAAAACGAUCAAAAUUCGAUGAUGAGAACAAUGGCGAGCAAUAUUGA
Acaulospora morrowiae is the source of this 765-nucleotide messenger RNA. The record is from the annotation of a GenBank genome assembly. Lineage: Eukaryota; Fungi; Glomeromycota; Glomeromycetes; Diversisporales; Acaulosporaceae.